Messenger RNA from Impatiens glandulifera, 1148 nucleotides. Its product is annotated as myb family transcription factor PHL11-like. Bases 138 to 845 code for a protein of 235 amino acids. The record is from RefSeq and is a predicted model, not a curated record. Gene Ontology annotation, molecular function: DNA-binding transcription factor activity; DNA binding. The transcript is spliced from 7 exons. NCBI's taxonomy places the organism in Eukaryota, Viridiplantae, Streptophyta, Magnoliopsida, Ericales, Balsaminaceae.
UUUAAGCGUGUAUGUUUCUUGCCAUUAUAUUCUCACUAUUACACAGCUGUAUAUAAUUCAAAGAAGUAGAAACAACAGAUGCAAGGAGAUAGGAAGUAAGAACAGCAACCCAUGUGCAUUCAAGAAGGCAUAGAAUCAUGGAAAGAAGAACCCUAGAGAAAAUUGAACUCAAGUUUCCACCCAAGGGCAAAACCAGGCUCAGAUGGACACAAGAACUGCAUGAACAUUUUGUCAAAGCAGUGAAUCAGCUCGGAGGACCAUAUAAAGCUACUCCAAAGAGUAUCAUGCACCUGAUGAACAUCUCGGAGAUUGGUUUAAACCAUCUAAAAAGUCAUCUCCAGAAAUACAGACUGAGUAAGUAUGAACAACUGAACACCAUGAUCUAUACGAGAGAAGCUGGGAUUCAUGGAAUAAGUCAUGGAACUAGAUACGAUCGAAAUACGCAUCACCAGAAAAACAAAUGCUUGGAGUUCCCGAAACUGACCAUUAUGCAGAGCGGAUUCCACGCACAGCUCGAGGCUCAAGGAAAAUCUCCAAUAGCAUACAUACCAUCAGCUUCAGGCUCAAGUAAAGCCAGAGAUCAGUUUUCCGAAGUAUAUCCACAAAAACCAUGUCCAUCAGGAGAUGGCGUAGAAAUGACCUGCAUCAUGGAGAAUAAUGAUUUACAUUGGCUGGAAUCACUUGAAGAGAAGAAUGACUUUCACAAUACGCUCCUUGCUCGAGAUGCAUCUGAUGAUUUAACCCUGAGAAUUGGAAUCCAUUGGAAAAGGGAACAAACAUCGGCCAGUUUCUCAAAACAGAAACCAGACGACAGACAACAAUCAAAGACAACUUAUAAAGAAUAAACACGUCUAGUCCUUUUAUAAGUCAACGCCCUGAAAGGUUUGUCGUUUUAUGAAUAAACUUGGAACCAUUUAACAUGGAAACACUGUCAACCAGAUGGAAUCAACAUUAAUAUGCAGUUGAUGCUGAUGACAAGAAAAAAUCAAGCAAAAUCAAACCACCAUUAUUAGCAUAAAAUAAGGAAAAACUUUAUUGAUCAAGUCUGGUUUGAGCUAUUGUAACUAAAAUACUAAGUAAUGUUUGUUCUAAGGCAGGGUUUCAGAGCCUGCUAGUCGUCUUUAUGAUGAUAUUGAAACAUAUAUAAG